AUGCACUACGACAUCGUCAUCGUCGGCGGCGGCCCCGCAGGCCUUGCAGCGGCGAUCCGCCUCAAGCAACGCUGCGAGAUCGAAGGCAGGCCGCUGUCUGUUUGCGUCAUCGACAAAGGAGCAUCUGUCGGCUCGCACAUCCUCUCGGGAAAUGUCUUCGAGCCCCGCGCCCUCGACGAGCUCUUCCCGGCCUGGCGAGGCAGCCUAGGUGCCUCGGGUUUAUCGGGCCGUUCUCCUUUUUCAGCGGCGGAGCGCGCGGGCGGCGUGGCCGCGGCUGCCACGUUUCUGCAGGAGAGCGUCCAGAGACUCCGGAACCUGUGGGAGGGGAAUGUCCCCCGUCUGCAGAAAAGGACGUCCUCCGUUGGGGACGGCGAGAACGCGGCAGAAAAAAGUCCAGGCAAGCGAGACUGGAGCUGCGAAGGCGCAAGAGGCGCCGGCAAGAACGGCGAGCUCGGAACCGGAUGGGGCGACACCCAGGCGCAAGGGCGAUCCGACGGAACUAACACAGAAGCUGCUCAGAGACUCGGACAAGACGGGUUGGAAGAUGAUGUGAAGAACGUAGACAGGGUCUUGCAGACGCUGUGCAACAGUGACCUCGGCGAGGCGGCAGUGCGCGCGUCCCUCACGGUCGCUGAGCAAGGCAUCAACGAGGCGGAGGGAAACUUCCUCAACGCAGGUCCCACUGCCUCGCAAGCUGUGCAUACAGCUGGGGGGCCCCCGGUCCGGACCUUGGUAACGGAGGACGAAGUUCUGGUUUUUCUCGACGACGAAAAGGCACUCCGUCUGCCCAGCUGGGUGCUUCCUGCGGAGCUCAAAAACGCAAGAAAAAACUUCGUCAUCAGCCUCGGGGAAAUGACCAGGUGGAUGAGUGACGUCGCGGAGCAGAACUACGGAGUCGAAGUGUAUCCAGGCUUUGCUGGGGCUGACUUGCUCGUCAAGACGUCGGCCGACUCUGCUGCCAUGCCUUUAUCUUCCUUCCGUACCGAUACCUCUGCAUCCUCUGCCUCGCCUCCGUCCUCUUCCGAGUCUCCUCGCAGCCUGUCGACGUUGCCGUCGUUUGCGUUUGGAGACGCGGGUAGCCGUCCCGUUGUCUGCGGUGUACGUACAGCCGACAUGGGGGUGAAGAAGGACGGAAGCCGAGGAGAGACCUUCGUCCCCGGCGUAGACCUCUUUGCUCGCCAAGUCGUCCUCGCAGAAGGCUGUGGAGGCUCGCUCGCGGAGCUUGCUAUUGCAGCCUUUGAUUUGCGCGGGGAACUCCAGAAACGGAGAGACACGAACGGGGAGAAGGCAGGAGACAGGACGAAAGGGGUGACUGAAGAGCUGGAGAUGCUUGAAAAGCCUGCUGUCCCUUGUCCUCCCCAGUAUGGACUAGGAUUAAAGGAAAUAUGGGAAGUGCAAGAAGAACACCAUCGCGCGGGCAAGGUCGUGCAUACGGUGGGAUGGCCUCUCGGUCUCAAAAAUUAUGGAGGGGGCUUUCUGUACCACUCCGGCGAAGCCAAUCGCGUCCUCGUUGGGUUUAUUGUCGGCCUCGACUACAAAACUCCUUACCUAAACCCCUACGAAGAAUUUCAGAGAUGGAAACGACACCCGCGCAUCGCCUCAGUCCUCGCCGGCGGGCGCUGUGUAGCCUACGGCGCCAAGUGCCUCAGCGAAGGAGGUUUCCAGGCGAUUCCAAAACUCACCUUCCGAGGUGGCCUGCUGGUCGGGGACUGCGCCGGGUUCUUGAAUGUCCCAAAACUCAAAGGCACCCACUUAUCCAUGAAGACAGGCAUGGUGGCCGCUGACGCUCUGGCCGACGCCUUUCUUCUCUCAUCUUCUUCCUCUUCGCCUUACUCUUCUUCCCCUUCGCCUUCCUCUUCUUCCUCUUCGCCUUCCUCUUCUUCCUCUUCGCCUUCCUCUUCUUCCCCUUCGCCUUCCUCUUCUUCCUCUUCGCCUUCCUCUUCUUCUCCCGUGCUGGACUCGCGGCGAGCAGACGGGGAGGCAGAAGGGAGAGAAGGAAGCGAAGGUUUGGAGCUUGAGGAGUAUGAGCGUCGCCUAAGACGCUCAUGGGCUAUCGAGGAGCUGUACAAGGUCCGAAACGCCAAGCCGUGCUUUCAGUGGGGGUUGUUGCCAGGCCUCAUCGGCACCUUUGUGCAUGCGCGCCUGACGCAAGGAAGAGAACGCUGGACCCUCCGAUGGGACAAACAUGACCGAGAGCACACAGAGGAAGCAAAAUACCACAAACCCAUCUCCUACCCAGCUCAUGAUGGCCGUCUAACUUUUGACCUCCUGGAGAACCUCGCGCGCAGCGGAACCACUCACGAGCACGAUCAGCCUCCUCAUCUCGUGAUUCGCGCCGGCAUGGAGCGUGUGCCCGUCGACGUCUCCUUGCGUCUCUUUGCUGGUCCUGAAGGCCGGUUCUGCCCCGCCAAGGUCUAUGAGUUCUUUGAAGCAGAAGACGCUCCGCUAACCGCACCCGCGUCGAAAAAGGAGCCGAGCCAAGGGUGUAGUAGCGCGAGCGCGGGGGACGGAAACGAAAAAACGAAGAAGGGAAGCGGAAAAGUGAAGAAGAUGAAGCUUCAGAUUAAUGCGCAAAACUGUCUUCACUGCAAAUGCUGCGCCAUCAAAACAACUCAAAAUUUCAUCGAAUGGCGGGUGCCUGAGGGUGGGGGAGGUCCACGCUAUUCCAGAAUGUAG
Molecule: messenger RNA, 2676 nt
Organism: Neospora caninum
Lineage: Eukaryota; Apicomplexa; Conoidasida; Eucoccidiorida; Sarcocystidae
Product: putative electron transfer flavoprotein-ubiquinone oxidoreductase
Exons: 8
Coding region: 1-2676 (891 amino acids)
Biological process (GO): electron transport chain
Cellular component (GO): mitochondrial inner membrane
Molecular function (GO): iron-sulfur cluster binding; electron-transferring-flavoprotein dehydrogenase activity
Source: RefSeq, a predicted model, not a curated record